Messenger RNA from Geodia barretti, 1119 nucleotides. The record is from the annotation of a GenBank genome assembly. NCBI's taxonomy places the organism in Eukaryota, Metazoa, Porifera, Demospongiae, Tetractinellida, Geodiidae.
AUGCCCUUCUUCACGCUCACUGCCACCGACGGCGACGCCCGCAUAGGUACACUGCAUACACCGCACGGCGAUGUGCCCACGCCCGCCUUCAUGUCCGUCGCGACGCAAGGCUCGGUCAAGGCGCUCGACUCCUCAGACCUGCAAAACAUCGGCGCGAACAUCGUUCUUGCCAACACCUACCACCUAUACCUGCGCCCCGGUGUGGACAUCGUGGAAGACCUCGGCGGGCUGCACGGCUUCAUGCAAUGGCACGGCGCGACCCUCACCGACAGCGGUGGCUUUCAGGGCUUCAGCCUUGAGCACCUGCGUAAGAUCACGGAAGACGCCAUCAUCUUCAGGUCGCACAUUGACGGCAGCGAGCACACCUUCAGCCCGGAAGCGGCGAUUCAGCAUCAGGAGAAGAUCGGCGCGGACAUCAUCAUGCCCCUCGAUAUAUGCGCGCCUGCCGACAGCGACUUUGAUGCGGUGGACUCGGCGGUGGAUAAGACGAACCGCUGGCUGCUGCGCUGCGUCGAGGCGCACACCCGCACAGACCAGCGGCUCUUCGGCAUCGUGCAGGGCGGGCUGUUCCCCGAACUGCGGCGCAAGUCCGCGGAGUUCAUCACCGGCGUAGGCUUCCCCGGCUAUUCCAUUGGCGGGCUGAGUGUCGGCGAGCCCAAGCAAGCAAUGUACGACACCGUGAACUCACAACGCCGAUGCUGCUGUCUGAUCUGCCUGCGCUCUCACCCUGAUGGGUAUAUGUUCGACUGCGUGCUGCCCACGCGCAUAGCGCGCAACGGCUCGCUGUUCGUGAAGACAGGACGACUGAAUAUCACCGCGGCGUUCAAUAAGAGGAAAUACGCGCCCAUCGAAGAAGACUGCGACUGUUACACCUGCCGCACAUUCUCGGCAGCGUAUGUGCAUCACCUCUUUCGUGCGAAGGAGCUUCUUGCAUAUCGGCUGGCGACGAUACACAACCUGCGCUUCAUCCUGCGCCUCAUGGAAGAGAUGCGCGCCGCGAUAGCCGCCGGCGAGUUCGCCGAAUACCGCCGCGAGUUCCACAGUCGCUUCACUCCGCCCGACGAGCAAACCCGCCGAGACCAGAAGCAAAAAUGGCUCGCCUCAUUCGGGCGAGCAUAA